CUGGAGGGCGUGAGUCUAAUGGGUCAGGUCUGGGGCCUCACUUUUGUCCAGAGGCGCGGGUGAGGGGACCAUUGUCAUCGUUAUAUAAGUGUCCCCAGGCCUCCCUGCAGUUGCUCAGUGGUGGAGGUGGAUGGGGGAAGGGGAAGGGGAAGGGGAGGCUUCUCUCUCGGUCAGGUAAAUGGGCACCAGCCGCUAUGGGCACAGAGGCCGUAGGGGGAACUCAGGAGGGGUUCCACUGCUGGUUAGAGCUCAGCAAGCCCCUCCGCCAGGUUCUCCGAGCUCUCACCUGCCUCUCCCUCCUCCCCGGUCAGCUCAGGCCCCAGUGAGGGCCACAUUCUCACGAAGGCCGUCCUGCUGGCCUGUGGACACACUCACAGGGCAGCAAUGCCACCAAUACCCACUGAUCACCAUGGUCAGGCUGGGGAGGGACGGUGGGAACCUGCCCCAGGGUCGGUUGGAGGUGUUGGGCUGCGCUGGGGACCAUGGCAGACCCUACUGGUCACUCUGUGUCCUCUGGGCCUGUGGAGGUUAGCUGGGCUGUAGCUCAGCCUCUCACAGCUUCUUCAGGCUGGACAAGGAGGGGGCCCAGGGUCCACUCAGGGCCCUGGUCUGGGGUCUCCCUGGAGACUCCUGGUAACAAACGGCCCCUCCCCUUCUGGGUGCUGGUAUCCAUGGCAACACUGUAGAGCCUUUCUCUCCCCAGGCCUGCUUGGAUUUCAGGCCUCAGGUGAGUGUUGGCGGGAGGGCCCUGGGUCUGAGGGGGACAGGGACAUCACCGGCAAAGGACUAGCACCUUUGGGGACACUUGCACUAGGCUGGGGGGCAGGAUUACAGCUCCUGGAGGGCAAGGGUGACAGGGGGGAGAUGACAAGGAAUGUGUGAACACCCAAGUGACAUGGUGCCAGGGGUGGGGGUGACCUGCUGCCCUGGCCUGGUGAGAAACACGCAGGUGUGGACACCCACGUGACUGGCAGUGUGCCCUGCAGGGGUGCCCACACACGGGACCCAGGGCAGCCCUACCAUCCUUCCUCUGAGCUCCCUCAACAUCAAGAAUGGACCCUGAGUCUUGUCAGGAGACUGAAGAUGCCGAGGAAAAGGCUUUCCCAUCCCUGGUGGACCGAGAACUGGUCAGCGGCCACGUGGGGCCCCCAGCCAGCGCCUCUCCUGACCGUGGGGCUCCCGCAUGCCCUCAGGACACCAAGCCCAGCUCCACCAGGAUGGUCUCCUCUGUCAACCCGCAGUAAGGAGGGGAGGGGGGAGGUCAGCCGCUUGGGCCAGGCCAGCCAGAGAGCAGGGCCUGAUCAAGUGGAAGGAGCGCUGGCCUUUCAGGUCUGCCCCGGAGUCUCUGGACCCCCGCACUCUGCAGCUGCUGUGGAGGCAGCGAGAACUGGAGAUCCAGGCCCUGCGGUGGGCGAUCGAGAACCACCGGGAGGCCCGACACUGCCGUAUCCUGCAGGAAGUGGCUGGGCUUCCAGCUGAGAGGAGCUCGUGCAGCCGGAAGCUCUUGCAAAACCAGGUCCAAAAGCUGACUCUGGAGUUGGAAGAGCAGAAGGGACAGGCCCAGCUGGAGAAGGCACACCUGGAGGAGCGGCUGCUGCAGACCAGAAACACGCUGCAGCAGCUGGAGGCAGAGUUGCAGGCCUUGCAGAAGUCCUGCCUCCUGCAGCUGGCCCGCUCCUCCUGGGUGGGCCGCAUGCUGCGGUCUUCCACGGGCAGUGUGGAGGUGGUGACGGCAGAGACCCUGAUGGACCCCAGUGACCUCUCUGAGAACGAUCGGCCCCCCACUGCUGGGGAGGGUUUCCGGCUGGAGAAUGUGGACUGGAACAGCGUCGCCCACCGGUACCCCAACCUCUUCACCAACCUCGAGUCCAGCUCAGAUCAACAGCACCCCUGGGCCCCGCCGCUCCCGGAGCUCCCACCAGCCACACAGCCUGACCAGUGGAACUCAGAGCUGUACUGCCGGCAGAGUGAGCAUCGUCUCAAGAGCGUCGAGUGGAGCUCCCUGCCCCUGGUGGGCACCAGCAGCUCUGGGCGUGCCGACUCUGAGUCCAGCAGCUGCCUGCUGGCUGCACGUUACCAUGUGCAGAAAGUGACAGGGGACCCUCUCCAGGCGCCAGGCCACAUUGCUGAGCAGAAGGGGGCACAGAGCCUCUGCAGGGACAGUCGAGCAACAUGGGAAGGCCGCCUCUCCCUGGAUCUCCGGAAAACCCACUCGGACAGGCAGGGCAAGAAUGGCCAGGAGCCUGAGUCCCGUGCGGAUCCCCACCCCCGGCAUUACGGGCGCUGUCCAAGCCCCACGGGCUCCUGCCUGAAGAUCAUGGCGGUGAGCCACCGCCGGGGGUUCGUGCGCAUCCUCAACCAGUCGCUGGAGGAGACGGCCGACCUGGGUGGCUUCGUGCUGCAGCAGCUGGUGCGCGACUUCCCCGUGUGCAUGUACCGCUUCCCGCCCAGCACGCUGCUGGAGCCAAGGCAACACAUCACGGUGUGGGGCGAGGCGCCCAGCAGCACCAAGCGGCAGCCACCCUUCUCCUUGGGCCAGGAGCCCGUCCACUUCCACUCCAGCCGGGGCUGCGUGACCCUCCUCCUGAACCCCCAAGGCGAGGUCCUCAGCGAGCACCAGGCCGCUCACUGCGUGACCCCCGUGUGCAGGAUCUUCGCCGACAACACCGACUUGUCCAUCGACCGUUUCCCGCUCUCAGAGGCCCGGCCCGGUGCCGACCUCGCGGAGCGGCAGCCCCUGCCUCGACCCCCGCGCAAGGGUCGGGUGCAGGAGGCCCGGGCCGGGCGCCGGAGGCCGGGGACGCGGGUUCAGUUGCCCCGCCUGAGCACCAGAAAGCUCCUCCGCCAGCGAGAGGUGCCAGGGCGGCCCGAGGGCGCCGCCGAGACCCACCCAGAGCUCCUGCCCGCCAGCCCCAUCCCCGUCCCCGAGGCCGCGCUGGGCCUCGAGGACUGCCAGGCUAGGAAGGAACACAAGGUCCGGGUGAGUGCUGGCGCGGGCGUCCGGGCAGCCCCCGCCCCGCCGCCCCGCCCUGCGGCCACUCAGGCUCCGCCCCAGGUGGGCCGGAAGAGCGUGGACCGCGGCUGUCCGAUGGUGGCGCUGUCGGUGCAGAGCACGGCCGAGAGCAGGUUCGGCUUCCGCUUCCUCAGCUGCCCGCCCAUCACCGCGGACUCGCGCUGGCCGGUGUAGGGCCGGGCGGGGCGGCGGCAGCGGCGCCUGUGCUCCCGCGUCUCCACGACAGUGGCUGCGGGGCGGGGCGGGGAGAAAACGCCGGAGGCAGGCGGUGCCAGCUGCAUAGUUUAUUGAACCAAC
Molecule: messenger RNA, 3310 nt
Organism: Lagenorhynchus albirostris (white-beaked dolphin)
Lineage: Eukaryota; Metazoa; Chordata; Mammalia; Artiodactyla; Delphinidae
Gene: LMNTD2
Product: lamin tail domain containing 2
Biological process (GO): chromatin organization
Cellular component (GO): lamin filament
Molecular function (GO): structural constituent of chromatin
Source: RefSeq, a predicted model, not a curated record